Molecule: messenger RNA, 816 nt
Organism: Drosophila takahashii
Lineage: Eukaryota; Metazoa; Arthropoda; Insecta; Diptera; Drosophilidae
Source: RefSeq, a predicted model, not a curated record
AUGAAGAGCCAGCGCCAACCCAUCCUGAUCCUGGCCAUGUGCCUUCUGGCCCUCUCCGCCGUUUCUGCCAUGCCCCAGCGUCGGGCGAAGAGUCAGCGCCAGGUGGAGUACUCCUCCACCCCCUAUCCGGCGGCUGGCUUCCGGCCCAGGAUUGCCUUCAAUCUGCCCGGCGAAGUGCAGCCCAAGCUCGAGACGGAACCACUGACCACCACCACCAGCGAAGUGGAGACCCUAGAGAGUACCGAGCCAUUGAGCACCACCGAGCAGCAGCAACCGGAAGCGGAAACGGAGGCGGAUUUGGAAGUGUCCGUCCGUACGCCCGCCAACACCUACGGAGCCCCCGGAGAGCAGGAUCCCCUGGAGCCGGACACCGUGGAGGUGGUAGCCCAGGAGCCCGCCCGGGACUUUCAGCCACCCGCACUCGAGGCCGUCGAGGACUUUGCCGCCGAUGGCGCUGCUGCUGCUGGCAGCGAGCAGCCUGUUGCUGAUGUCCCUGCCCUGGGCCAAGCGGAAACGCAGGACAAUGAGCCGGAGGCGGAGGUCAAGGCCGCUACCCCAGCAGGAACAUACGGACCACCCGCCACCACCUACGGAGUGCCCGAGCUGAGCGAACCCGAGAACGAGUUGGAUCUGGAGGAGUCCCAGGUGGAGCUGGUGGACGAGGAGGCGGCCGAGGAGGCUCUGACCAACGAGCUGGCCAGCGGACGCCUCAUCCUGCUGCCCGUGGGCGCCAGGGGAGCGCAGUUCGGUCGCCUCAUCCUGGCCGUGGAGCAGCCACGACAACGCUUGAGGAGCGAGCGACUGAGGAGGAUCUAA